Molecule: messenger RNA, 3361 nt
Organism: Daktulosphaira vitifoliae (grape phylloxera)
Lineage: Eukaryota; Metazoa; Arthropoda; Insecta; Hemiptera; Phylloxeridae
Gene: Epp
Product: protein UBASH3A homolog
Exons: 9
Coding region: 162-2072 (636 amino acids)
Molecular function (GO): protein binding
Source: RefSeq, a predicted model, not a curated record
AAGGAGCAAAUCGUCAAUUACUUCAGGAUUAGUUUGGUCACAGUUUUCGUGGCUGUUGUGUCUUAAUGCCAAUUGCUACAUUGAUAACAUUAAUUAUUACAAGUAUUUUCAUUCAUUUUAUUAGUUAAUGUCAAGAAUCAAUGUAAACAUAGCCAAAAGCUAUGGCUUUGCUUCCACCUAGGAAGACUAAAAGUAUAUCAUCUUCAGAAAAUAUUUCUAAACAAGCGAUGACUCCUAUUCAAAUUCUCUUACAAAUGGGGUUUCCUCAAAAUAGAGCGAGAAAAGCUUUAGCUGCCACUGGCAAUCGUGGUGUACAAUUAGCAGCAGAUUGGCUUUUAGCCCAUGUUAACGACACAACUUUAGAUUAUAAUUCAUGCAGAGAAUACAUUGUAUAUGCUUGUCCUAGUGGUCAUUUAAUGGAAGAACUUCAAUAUUUUUGGGAUGAAUCAGCUAGCAAAUGUGGUCGAAAUGGGGCUCAUAAUUUCAUACCUCAUAUUACAUUAGUAUCUUUUUUUGAAGCACCAGAUGAAUUUUCUGACACUAUUGUAAAUAUUUUAAAAACUCUUACGGAAGAAAUUAUUCAACAAAUGACCAUAAACAAUUUUAAUUUGGAGUCCUAUGCCUCUUCAAAUUUUAUGGGUCUUUUUCUUAAUGAUCAAAACUCAGAUAUAUUUAAAAAAAUUGCUGUGUUGUUUGCUGAACGUGUCUCAGAAGUUGUUAAAGUACAAUUAGACCCACAUCUCAAGUCAUUACAUUUAACUCUAGCUUAUCAAUUUGAUGUUAAUCAUAAAGGAACAUUAAAAUCGCUAAUUAAGUCUAUAAUCAAUACCUCAUCACCAAAUUUUUGGGAAAUUAAACUAUAUUCCCGAGAAUCUAGAGCAAUAAAUAAACAGGUUUAUAAGGUCAUUUAUGCUCAUAUUCCACAAGCCACAGAUGAAUUAGAACUUCGAAUUGGAGACUACAUUUAUGUUUCAAAAGAGUCAGCUGAAAGUUCUAUAGAUGGUUGGGCUGAAGGAAUAUCUUGGUUAACUGGUUGUUCAGGGUAUUUUCCUUUAUGUUACACUGAACGAACUGCUGAAUCGGAUACAUGGACUUUACACUGUUCUUUUCUCUUAAAGAGCAAUUCUAAUGAGACUAGUAGAAAUAUUAAUCCUAGUAAAACUGACAAAAAAUUAGUACAAAAUUUAGAAUCAAUGUUUGUACCUGUUGAAAAUAAUUCUCAACCAGACUCUCCUAAAGGUAGAAAUCCUCGAAAAAUGUAUAUUUGUCGACAUGGUGAACGUAUUGAUUUUACAUUCGGAACAUGGAUUCCAUAUAGUUUUGACUCUGAAGGAAAAUAUAUUAGAAAAGAUUUAAAUAUGCCUUCUGAUGUUCCUCAAAGAAGAGACUAUCCAAAUUCUUUUCAAACAGAUACACCACUUACAUGUGUUGGUGAAUACCAAGCUAAACUAACAGGUUGGGGAAUGAAAGCUGCUAAUUUAACUAAAGAUAUCAAGCACAUUUAUUGUUCUCCAUCAUUACGAUGUGUUCAAACUUGCCAUAAUAUACUAGUUGGUUUAGAUAUUGAGAAACAAGUAUCAAUAUGUAUUGAACCUGGGUUAUUUGAAUGGUUAGGCUGGUAUAGCCGGUCAGGACUACCAAAAUGGAUGACUUAUGAAGAGCUUAUUACUGCAGGAUUCAACAUUAAUUCAAAUUAUGUACCUAUAAUAUCCCUAUCUUUGUUAAUAGAAAAUAUGUCAGAGACAAUAGAACAAUAUUAUUUGAGAUGUGAUACAGUAGUACAAGCAUUAAUUAAGACAACUGAAAAUAAAACUGGUGAUCUACUAUUAGUUGCCCAUGCUUGUUCGUUAGACUCUCUUUCGAGAUCAUUGCUUCAUAAGUUACCACGUUCUAAGCACAACUUUAUUAAAACGGUAAAACAUAUUCCAUACUGUGGCUUAGUUGCAUUAAUGACAGAUGGAAAUAAUGAUUGGUCUUUCAUAGAGCCUCCUGUACCUCCCUUAACCAAUUCCAUCAAUAAAAGAUUUAAUUGGAAAAUUUUAUAUUCAGAUUUUGAUGAAUCUUCUAGUUAAUUUUUCUUUUUGUAAAUAACACAAAUAGACUGCUAUAUAUAUAUAUAUAAUAUUUACUGAGUAUGUCAGUAAGUUUGUUAGUAUUUUGAAUAUUAUUCAAUGUUUAUUUUUGUAUUUCAGAAAUUAAAAAUUGAGGUUUAUAGGCAGUUUUUAAUAUUAAAAUAUAUAUAUAUAUAAAUUGAAAAUUGUAUAAUGUUUUAAAAAAUUGCAUUUUGUAUAGUGUAGAUAAAUAAACAAUAAAUAGAAUAAAUGUUCUAUUUAUAGCUGUGCUAAUUAAUUUUGAUAGUAAUAUUUUUUUAAUUUCAUUAUUUAUUUGUAUGUAUGUAUAUAAUAUUCUGUAUUUUUUGAGUUCUAGCAAUCAAUAAUGACAAUAUUUUUUAUAACUUUCAAAUUGUUAAUUUAUUUUUACUAAUUUUUUUACCAUUCAUUAUGGUUAUUACCUAUAAUGAAUAUUAUUACUCGUUAUUUUUUUCUUUGUAAUUUUCCAAUACUUAAUUUAAAAUUGUGUAACUUAAUGUUAUUAGUUGAGCUAUUGGUCUUUCAUUAGCUAUGUAUUUAUAAUAUUGUUAAAUGUUAAAAGAUAUUUGAAUUAAUAGCCAAGCUAUUUUUUUAAGAUAACUUUAAUUUAAUUUUAUCAUUAAAACUUUUCAACUUUACUUUUUAUUUUAAAAACCUUUGUUAGACUUUAAAAAUAAACAAUUUAUCAUUUAAUGUAAUUUAAAAAUAUUCUUUAAUACAACACAUUAAUUCUAACAACAAAUUAUAAAUCACUUUGACUGUUUCAUUUUAUAUAACAAUAUUAAUCUUAGCUAUAAUUUAUAUAUGAGACCUUGACAUAACAAAAUUCUUUUGUGAUAUUUAUCAGAUACUCAAUAUUAUAAAAUUAAUGAUUUAUAAUUAGAGCACAAAAAUACCUGAAUUAUUUAUAUAGUAUGUACAGUAAACAAUCUUAAAUUUAAAACUAAUUAUACACAUAUAUGUAUUUAAAAAAUGUUGGUUUAGAGUAUUAAAGGUAUUUUAGUAAUAAUAAAAUAUUUAAUAUUAAAAGUUCCUACUAGUAUUUCAUAAUAUUUACUUUAUUUUUUUAAAUCACUGCAAUAAUAUUUCAGUGUUAAUUUUUCAUCUAAAAGAUUUCUUAAUUAUUUAUUUGUUAAAUAUAAUUUACAAAAUCCAAUUACUUUAUAAUAGUAUUAUAAGUUGUUAUUAUUAUUUUACUUGCAUAUAAUGUAAUUUAUUUUUAUACAUUCUAUAGCUUUAUUUUUUUAAUAAAUGAUCUUGUUAAUACCUUA